AACAAACCAACAUCAACAACAACAAAUAGUCUAACAACUAAUAUUCAUUGUGAUAAUACAAAUAAAUUCGCAAAUCCCACGUUUUCUUUUUCAUUUGUUUUUCUUUAACGACCAAUAAAGAGUCAAUGACCAACUAAUCCAAAAAAAAUAUUAAAAUCCAACAAGAACAAAUGAUGAAGUCAACUAUGAUGUUCCCAUUUAAUGAUUAGAUAUUUAAAUGAGCCUUUACAGAAAAAGUAAGACAAGGGUUCAUUUGAAUUAAAGAGGGGGAAAAUUGAACAAUUUCUUGAUUAAUUAUGGGUUUUUCCAAUGAAAAUGUAAUCGGGUUUGGAUUGGCUCUUUCAUCAAGUGCAUUCAUUGGUGCUAGUUUCAUCAUCAAAAAGAAAGGGUUAUGGAAAGCUAGUGUUUCAGGGGUUAGAGCUGGUCUUGGAGGACAUUCAUAUCUUUUUGAGCCUUUAUGGUGGUUUGGGCUAUUCAUGAUGAUUGUUGGUGAGGCUGCAAAUUUUGUGGCAUAUGCAUAUGCUCCAGCUAUUCUUGUUACACCAAUGGGAGCCUUAAGCAUAAUUGUCAGUGCUGUUUUGGCUCAUUUUAUGUUGAAAGAGAGACUAAACAAAUUGGGAAUCAUGGGUUGUGUGAUGUGCAUUGUUGGCUCGGUCAUUAUAGUGAUUCAUGCACCACAAGAACAUGCUAUCACUUCUAUAAAAGAAAUAUGGAACUUAGCUACUCAGAUGGCUUUCCUUCUUUAUGUUGCCACCGUGCUUGUGCUGGUUUUCAUUUUGGUGCUAUACUUUGCACCAUUGUGUGGAAACUCGAAUGUGCUGGUUUUCACUGGAAUUUGCUCCUUGAUGGGCUCUCUCUCGGUUAUGAGUGUCAAAGCUCUUGGAAUUUCCUUGAAAUUGACAUUUGCCGGAAAUAAUCAACUUCUUUACCCAGAAACAUGGUUCUUUACAUUGGUGCUCCUGAUAUGCAUCCUCACUCAAAUGAAUUAUCUGAAUAAGGCUCUGGACACAUUUAACACUGCGAUCGUGUCGCCUAUAUACUAUGUCAUGUUCACAACACUUACCAUUCUUGCCAGUGUUAUAAUGUUCAAGGAUUGGAAUGGUCAAGACGGAGGAGCCAUUGUAUCAGAAAUUUGUGGCUUUAUUGUUAUCAUCUCGGGAACAAUCUUGUUGCAGAUGACAAAGGAGGUUAUGGAGAGACUGCCAUCUUUUAAAGGUGGUGCUUACGCACCCAUGUCCCCCACCCUCACAGCCGGACUUUGUGCUGGAAAUGCAGAGUUUUCAAAGUCUGAAUGGGACGACAUAGAAUAUUCAGGCGAACUUUUCUUGAAGAGGCAAGACUCUUAUGCGUAGAUGACUCCGUAUAAACCUUGAUGACCGAUGCUGUCUGUGAGCUCGAAACAUGCAUAUAUUCAUUCCUGUGGAUCUUCGGUGCUCCAAGAACCAUUUUUAUUGCGAGAUAUUCCUCAAAGUGGCCAAAAUGCGAAGCUGUUACGAGCUCAAAUCGCAUUAGCGAUUGGUAGAACACUAGUCUUGUUGUGCUGUACCGUCUUACUACUGGUGCAUUCAUGGCUUGAAGCGAGUCCAACAAUUUGUGUAUUCUGUGUUUAUGUGAUGAAAUAUAGUAUAUAGAUGAUUGUAUAUAGGGAAAAUAAUUGUUUAUAAUUAUUUAUUACAUUAAUUGAAACAACACUCCAUUAAAUGGCUCUUGCCUAUGCUUCCACUUUUAACGGAAUUUGGUGGUCGAUAUUGCUCAAUUUAUCCUUGUUAAAACAAAAGCUAUUUCUAAUAGGUCCCUGGUAACAAAUAUUAUUUGUAAGUUUACAUAAUUAAAAAUUACAUUUGA
Amaranthus tricolor (Joseph's coat) is the source of this 1845-nucleotide messenger RNA. Its product is annotated as probable magnesium transporter NIPA7. Gene Ontology annotation, cellular component: membrane. Gene Ontology annotation, biological process: magnesium ion transport. Gene Ontology annotation, molecular function: magnesium ion transmembrane transporter activity. The transcript is spliced from 9 exons. Lineage: Eukaryota; Viridiplantae; Streptophyta; Magnoliopsida; Caryophyllales; Amaranthaceae. The record is from RefSeq and is a predicted model, not a curated record. The coding region runs from base 297 to 1352 and encodes 351 amino acids.